AGACAGUUGUAUCGGUUCAGUUUUAUGUGAAGAAUUCUGGUGCGAAGUUUCGCCUCCAGACAGAGAUCAGAGUGAUCACAUCGAGAGAGAGAGAGAGAGAGAGCUCUUAAACCAAACAUCCUCAGAGAUGAUAUAUUUAUGAAAAUAGUUGCUCCCUCUUUCUCUCUUUCGAAGUUUUCUCUCUGGGAAUUAUCGUAUUACCCCAUUUUUCUUUCUGUCUUUAACGAUAAGGUACCUGGUUUUAUCAUUUACGUUAGUUUUGUUAAGAGAAUAAAGCCUUUUGCAAGAGAGCCGUUUUGAGGGAUCCGAGGAGGCCAAUUGUGUUGUCGAUCGAUACGUUGCCAUAAGAACAGGGUUGAAAUUAAGAAUUCGUGGAAAGGACAGGCAGAGAAUUGAUACUAUAAGAGGCAGAUCUUGGAAUUUAAUGGGAAAGAUGGACAGCAUCCGUGAAGUAUCUCCCGUAGUUUCAGAGAAAAGUGUUCCAGUAGCACCUCCAUUGCCUAGUCCAGCAACAACCAUUUAUUAUCAGAAGGUAUUAGCGAGUAAUGGAUCGAAGUUAGGAGGAUACAGCCGUGUCUCAACAGCAACAAAAGAUUUGUGGGAGCGCCUGUUUGAUGAAGGUUAUCGAGCUGAUGUUACCAUCAAUAAUGACGAUGGUGGCAUCAUCUAUGCGCAUGCUAGCAUCCUUGGCAUGGCUUCUCCUGUGAUGAAAGGCAUGUUAAAGAAAUUGAAAGGCCAAGGUAGGCAGCGAUCAAUUGCAAUCCGGGGCGUUCCACACGAUGCAGUUCGAGUUUUCAUUAGAUUCUUGUACUCUUCCUGUUAUGAGAAAGAAGAAGUGGAGGAAUUUGUCUUGCAUUUGUUGGUGCUGUCACAUGCAUUCGUGGUUCCUCAGUUGAAGCAAGAGUGUGUGCGACAACUAGAGCAGGGUUUACUUACCAUAGAGAAUGUAGUUGACAUCUUUCAACUUGCAUUACUGUGUGAUGCCCCUCGGCUCAGCUUCAUAUGUCACCGUAUGAUUCGGAGGAACUUUACAGCUGUUUCUGCUACUGAGGGAUGGGAAGCGAUGAAGCAAAGCCACCCAAUACUAGAAAAGGAACUUUUGGGGUCUCUAAUUUAUGAAGAAAAUAAUUAUUUGCAGAGGCAAAAGGAGAGGAUCAGAAAAUUAAAUGAGAGAAAGAUUUAUUUGCAAUUAUAUGAGGCAAUGGAGGCUCUAGUUCAUAUAUGCAGAGACGGUUGUCAGACAAUUGGGCCACAUGAUAAGGAUUUUAAAGCUAACCAGGCGCCUUGUCAUUAUGCAGCCUGUAAGGGACUGGAAAUGCUGGUCCGCCAUUUUGCUGGUUGCAAGUUGAGAGUCCCUGGUGGCUGCGUUCAUUGCAAAAGAAUGUGGCAGCUAUUGGAGUUGCACUCGAGGCUUUGUACCAAUUCUGAUGUUUGUAGGGUGCCUUUGUGCAGGAACUUUAAAGAAAGAAUCAGGAGACAGAGCAAGAAGGACAAGAUUAUGUGGAGAAUAUUGGUGAAAAAAAUAUUGAGAACAAAGACCAUUUUUGGAGCACCAUUCUUUCCAUGGGAAAUUGUCAGCACUUCAUGAAAACUAGAAUAAGCUUUUUGAACUUUUUAAGUAUUUGUAAUUGUAUGUUUGUAGAGAAAAUAUUAGCCCCCAGGGCCCCAAGUUGGGGGUGUGUCUUGUUAUCUCAGUGUGAAAUUAUAAAGCAUAUAUCACUUUCCUCCAAA
Carya illinoinensis is the source of this 1731-nucleotide messenger RNA. Its product is annotated as BTB/POZ and TAZ domain-containing protein 4-like. The record is from RefSeq and is a predicted model, not a curated record. The transcript is spliced from 6 exons. The coding region runs from base 425 to 1588 and encodes 387 amino acids. Gene Ontology annotation, molecular function: protein binding. NCBI's taxonomy places the organism in Eukaryota, Viridiplantae, Streptophyta, Magnoliopsida, Fagales, Juglandaceae.